AUGAAGAAUCUCCUCACAUCCUAUCCACGGACCAUUCGCCGUGUGUUGCUCCGCCAUCGCAUUAUUCGAACUAUACUCCUCGGGUUCAUACUAUGGAAUCUAGCCGAGCUCCACCUAACUCUACGGCUGGUCUCCCAAUCCGACACAAUCUAUCAGGAUCGACCUCAUCGGACGGAAAGAAUCUACAUUGCGAUGGUCAACUGGAACAAUGAAUACAUUCUUCGAAGCCACCUGAGUAAAGCCAUUACCGAGCUCUCCUGGAAACUGGGUCCGGAGAACAUCUACAUCAGCAUCUACGAAAGCGGAAGCUAUGAUAACACCAAGGGUGCUCUGGUGGAGCUCGAUGCGGAACUUGAGCAACUGAAAGUGCCCCGAAAUAUUACCCUCUCCUACGUGAGCCACGCGGAUGAGAUUGCCGCGCCUCCAGAUGGUGAAGGCUGGGUUGUCACACCCCGGGGGAAGAAAGAACUGAGACGAAUUCCAUAUCUGUCGCGCGUACGGAACCAUAGUCUUGAAUCGCUGCGCAGGCUCGCAAAACAGGGGACUCAUUUCGAUAAGAUAUUGUUCUUGAACGACGUCGUCUUUACGUCCAAUGAUGUCUUGGAGCUUCUGAAUACCAAUCACGGAGACUACGCCGCCGCAUGCUCACUGGACUUUUCCAAACCUCCGUUUUAUUACGAUACAUUUGCGCUCCGCGACUCUCACGGCCACGAGGCUGUUACUCCAAUUUGGCCCUUCUUCCGAGAUGCGUCUUCACGCCACGCAAUGAAAAAGCUGCUCCCGGUACCGGUAAAAAGCUGCUGGAAUGGCAUGGGUAUCUUUCACCAUUCCUCUUUUGAAAAGGAACUCGUCCAAAUCUCCAAGUGCUCCGCUAAUCAUGGGGUUGUAGUUGCCAUGCCUGCAGCACCUUUCUUCGCCAGCCCGCCUCUUCGUUUCCGCGGUAUCCCCGACUCUCUAGCGUCUCAUCAUCUCGAGGGAUCGGAAUGCUGUCUGAUUCACGCAGACAAUCCACUGUCUAGAGACCAUGGAGUCUACUUGAACCCCCGCGUGCGCGUCGGGUACACAACCGCAGCAUAUGUCGCCGUGAACCCGACACUGAAUUGGCUGACGCCGCGGGCAGUGCUACAAGGACUGUGGUGGAAUAGAAUCAGUCGCUGGACCAAUUUUGCAUAUUUCAAAGAGAGGCCAAUUUCAAGGAAGAUUACGCAGUGGGCGAGUUUGUCUGCAGAUCGGCAGGAAGCGGGUGGUUUUUGCGUCGUCGAUGAGAUGCAGAUUCUUGAUCCGCGUGGGUGGUAUCAUGUAUAG
This is a messenger RNA of Penicillium oxalicum, 1305 nucleotides long. Its product is annotated as glycosyltransferase family 69 protein. The record is from RefSeq and is a predicted model, not a curated record. The coding region runs from base 1 to 1305 and encodes 434 amino acids. The transcript has 2 exons. NCBI's taxonomy places the organism in Eukaryota, Fungi, Ascomycota, Eurotiomycetes, Eurotiales, Aspergillaceae.